GACGCCAGAUAUUUCCAGCGGUCUUUAGGACCCGAAAGGAUCCUCGCACAGCCCCACCAUCAAGAGGUCUUGAUGCUGUGUGAUAUUGGUGCCUUUCGCCAGCGGAGCUGUUUCCCCUGAUUCCCAUCGGUAACGGGGACAAACAAGGCACCGAUCACCCCAGCGCCGGGAGCUCGGUCCGGGCGGAGGCAGGGCAGCAGGCAGGUGAUGCUGCUGCUCCGGGCUGUGUCGGUAAAGUUGAGCCGUUAGGGGGCUGGCUUUGGCUAGGUGAAGCCGCGCUCCUCGGGCACCUACAUCCUGCCUCCGAAGACCGCCUUACACGUUUACAACAUUCCAGAGGAAGGAGUCUGGAGGGGGUGGGGGUGCUGGUGCUGGAGCUGGAGGCGAGUUACACGAGGCUGAACUCGCCCCGGAGGAGAAGCCGCGCUGGUCUCACUGGAACUUCCCGCGUCCUCGCUGCAACUUUGUAACUAACCAGGCGCGGUUACAAGUAACAUUGUAACUCUGCCCGCUCCGCUUUCGUUACUUUGUGUCUUUUCCUGCGCCAGUGUGGCCAUGAAUCCGCUGGUGUUCCCCUGCGUGUGUCUGCUGCUGGCCGCGGUGCUCUGUGAGCCGGGACCCCUCACCGAUGUCCUCGUUGACAGAUACUUCAUCCCUGCCGAGUGCUCCCGGGAGGUGCAGACCGGAGACUUCAUCCGCUAUCAUUACAACGGCACCUUCGCAAAUGGGGACAAGUUCGACUCCAGCUACGACCGGAAAAGCACCUUCAAUGUGCAGGUGGGAAGGGGUCGCCUGAUCCCAGGGAUGGAUAAAGCUCUCCUGGGAAUGUGCGUGAAUGAAAGGCGUCGUAUUGUCAUCCCUCCUCAUCUUGGUUAUGGCAGCCAAGGAGUCGAUAACGUCAUCCCUCCAGACUCCACCCUGUAUUUUGACGUUGUUCUCCAUGACAUCUGGAACCUGAACGACAAGGUGCAGACGAAGACGGCAUACAGACCGGCCAUUUGUAACCGCACGGUGCAGAAUUCCGACUACAUCCGCUAUCACUACAAUGGCACUCUGCUGAACGGGACACUCUUCGAUUCCAGCCACAGUCGCAUGAAGACGUACGAUACUUACGUAGGGAUCGGCUGGUUGAUCAAGGGGAUGGAGGAAGGUCUCCUGGGGAUGUGUGUUGGGGAGAGGAGGAUCAUCACCAUCCCUCCAUUCCUGGCCUACGGGGAAGCUGGACACGGUAGCGAGAUCCCUCCUCAGGCUAGCCUGGUGUUCGAUACCUUGCUGCUAGAUCUGCACAACCAGAACGAUACCAUCUCUGUGGAGAACCAGGUCAUUCCUGAGCUGUGCACUCGCAAGAUCGAGUCCGGAGACUUCAUCCGCUAUCACUACAAUGGCAGCCUCUUGGAUGGAACCCUCUUUGACUCAAGUUACUCACGGAAUCAAACAUACGACACCUAUAUUGGGAUGGGAUACGUCAUUGAUGGGAUUGACCAAGGUUUACUUGGAGCAUGUAUGGGAGAGAGACGGAGAGUUGUCGUCCCACCACAUCUGGCCUAUGGAGAGAGCGGAGUCGGCGACAAGAUCCCGGGCUCUGCUGUCCUGGUUUUUGACGUACACAUCAUCGACUUUCACAAUCCAAAAGACACGGUGGAAAUUCAAUCCUACUACAAGCCGGAGAAUUGUAACAAGACCUCCCAGCUCACUGACUUUGUGAGGUACCACUACAAUGCUUCGCUCAUGGAUGGCACCCAACUGUACACCUCCCGUGAUUACGAUGCACCACAGUCUUUGACGCUGGGCUCCACCAAAAUGAUCGCAGGAUUGAGCCAAGGCCUGCUGGAGAUGUGCAUUGGGGAAAGACGGAUUUUGACAAUCCCACCACACCUUGGCCACGGAGAGUCUGGAGCUGGAAACGUCCCUGGGAGUGCAGUGCUGGUAUUUGAUGUUGAGCUGCUUGAGCUGAAGGCUGGCGUCCCAGACGGUUACCUGUUCGUCUGGACUGGAGACGCACCAGACAAACUGCACGAGGAGCUUGACCUCAACAAAGACGGGGAGAUAUUAUAUGAGGAGUUUUCCAGUUACAUCAUGGCGCAGGUUGAACAAGGCAAAGGACGCCUCUCCCCGACCGAAGAACCUGACAAGCUGAUACAGGACAUGUUCGGGAACCAGGACCGUAACAAAGACGGCAAGAUCACUGCCAAUGAGCUGAAACUGAAGACAGAGGAGGACAGUGAGCGCAGUGUGAAGGACGAGCUGUAGAGACUUUCCAAAAAGAAAACUUUCCAUAGCUUCCCACAGCAGGUACCCUGCAAAUACUGCACUGGUUGGAAAGGUUUCCAGCUCCGAUCUGUUACAUGAGUCGCUUUAAUCAGAUUUUAUCUGCCCUCCUUUGCCUUUCCUGAAUUGUUCCUUCCCAGGUUAUUCUGCACUGGACCACCCAGAGUGUUGGGGCAGCAGAAAUUGUUCAUAUUCAAUCCACACAGUUUUAGUGGGGAUUGAGGAGGGAGUGGGUGUAAAAUUCUAAGAAGCUGAAUUGAGCAGCCAAGUGCCUGUGAAAGUUCAGUGUUCUCAGGAGACAGCACUAGGGGUCUGUGCCACUGUGGCUCAGAACUGCCAGUGUUGGCUUGGAAUGGAACUGCCCAGCAUUUCUGAAGCACCCACCACUGACCUCCAUUGCUGUAAAGCUGCAGAUUACCUUCUUGUGUCUGAUGUUCCUUGUCCAGUUUCCUAUGGCUUGUUUUUUUUUGUCCUGUGUGAGUGGAUUUUGUACAGAGUAUUUCUGAUUACCUGAUUUCAUUGGAACAGUGAUCACUUGUUUGCCUUGAUGGUUGGUGCUGUGUAGCGAGGAUACGUGAUGGAGAACUCCCAAAUGUUUGAGAAAGUUUAAAUAAAUGGUUUCUUUU
This is a messenger RNA of Pristis pectinata (smalltooth sawfish), 2894 nucleotides long. RefSeq names its product peptidyl-prolyl cis-trans isomerase FKBP10-like. The record is from RefSeq and is a predicted model, not a curated record. The transcript has 10 exons. NCBI's taxonomy places the organism in Eukaryota, Metazoa, Chordata, Chondrichthyes, Rhinopristiformes, Pristidae. Gene Ontology annotation, molecular function: calcium ion binding; peptidyl-prolyl cis-trans isomerase activity. The coding region runs from base 556 to 2250 and encodes 564 amino acids.